CUUGAAAGCUUAAAAAUGUCAGAAAUUUUGUCAGUUUUUUUAAAAUGUCAACAGAUGUGGGAUCACUUUCAAGUAAAGCUUCAACAUUUGGGGAACAUCUAUUUUCCCUCGAAGAAAUCCAUCGUUUUAUUAAAGACUGUAUGAUGGCUGUAAAUACUUCAGAAAAUCACGCAAAAGUUUUUGCUGCUUGUUUAACUGAAGCUGAUUACAAGGGCCAUUACUGUGAGGGACUAAAUAAAUUAGAAACAUACAUUAACGAAAUUCAGCAAGGUGGUUGUAACCCUAAUGCGGAUCCAGAAAUUUUAAAAGAAUCACCCGUCACAGCUUGGGUUAACGGGCAAAAUGGUCUAGGAGUAGUCGUGUCCCAUUUCUGUAUGGACUUAGCAAUAAAAAAAGCAAAAGAUUCGGGAAUUGGAUGGGUUGUUGCAAAGGGCUCGAACAGUUUUGGAAUCGCGGGAAUUUACUCAGUUAAAGCCCUUGAGGAAGGUUUGCUAGGCAUGAGUUUCACAAACGGAUCACCCAUGGUAGCACCAACACGUGCCAUGGAAGGCGCGCUUGGCACGAACCCAAUUUCGGUGGCAGCUCCGGCUUUAGAUGGCGACAGUUUUGUGUUAGAUAUGGCAACAGCCGCUGUCGCGGUUGGCAAGAUUGAAAUCCUCAGCAGGAAAAAUUUGCCAGUGCCUACAGACUGGGCAAAUCCCAAAACUGGUGCUAUGAGACCUCUAGGGGGGCAUGAGCCCAACUCGAAUUAUAAGGGGUUUGGGUUGGGUUUUUUCGUUGAAGUUAUUUGUGGAAUUCUGGCUGGUUCUGCCUAUGGUCCCAAUAUACGCAAAUACGGGGAUUUGGGCCAAAUUGCAAAUCUUGGACAAUGUUUUGUAGCGCUAAACCCGACCUACUUUGCUCCUGGUUUCGAGGAACGGUUGACAGAUUUGUUGAAUUUUAUCAGGAAUAUGCAACCGGCCGACCCAGAGAAACCUGUCAUGGUUCCAGGGGACCGGGAGCGGGAACAUAUGGCCACGGUAGACCAAGAAGGUGGAAUACAUUACUGUCGAGAUUUGGUCGAAUCUUGUAAUAAUUUAGCCGAAAGUCUAAACGUCGUACCUUUAAGUCCUUUACGAUAAUAAAUUAUUUUAUUAUA
Messenger RNA from Tribolium castaneum (red flour beetle), 1138 nucleotides. RefSeq lists its product as uncharacterized. Lineage: Eukaryota; Metazoa; Arthropoda; Insecta; Coleoptera; Tenebrionidae. The record is from RefSeq and is a predicted model, not a curated record. The transcript has 4 exons. Gene Ontology annotation, molecular function: oxidoreductase activity. The coding region runs from base 45 to 1121 and encodes 358 amino acids.